This is a messenger RNA of Selaginella moellendorffii, 737 nucleotides long. RefSeq names its product mavicyanin. The transcript is spliced from 2 exons. The coding region runs from base 27 to 665 and encodes 212 amino acids. The record is from RefSeq and is a predicted model, not a curated record. NCBI's taxonomy places the organism in Eukaryota, Viridiplantae, Streptophyta, Lycopodiopsida, Selaginellales, Selaginellaceae. Gene Ontology annotation, cellular component: plasma membrane. Gene Ontology annotation, molecular function: electron transfer activity.
AUUUGGUUGGCGCUUUUAGAACUUAUAUGGCACGAAAAGAAGAGAAGAAGAGAAGCAGUGAAAGGAAGAUCAUCGUCCAAACAAGUAUGAAGAAGCAACAGCAGAGUGGUGGUGAAUUGAUGGUGGGAUUCUCGUUUCUGGCAGCUCUCUUGCUCGCGACACUGGGAGCUGUUCAAGCAACCGAGUUUGUAGUCGGGGGCGCGACUCAAUGGAUAAUGCCUCCCAACGGCGACGAUGACUUUUACGAGAAUUGGUCCAAGCAGCAAAACGUUCGUGUCAAUGACACACUCCGUUUCAAGUACAACAGCCAACGGCACGACGUUCUGGAAGUGUCCGAGGAUGACUACGACCGAUGCUCCAGCGCCUCGCCGAUCCAGUCUUUCAACAACGGUGACACCUCGAUCGCAAUGACCAGGCCCGGAUCAUGGUACUUCCUCUGCGGCUUUCCAAAUCACUGCCAAGGGGGCCAGAAGCUGUCCAUCGAUGUCCAAAACGCAUCGCUCACAGGCAGCGCCGCCACUCCACCAUCGUCAAGCUCCAGCAGCUCCAGCUCCAGCUCCAGCAGCGCCGCCGGCAGUAACAUCUCGAGAAAAGAUUUGGAAACUCUCACGGCAGCAGCAGCAACAGCCGGAAUUUCGAUCUUGCUCUUUAUCGUUAUAAUGUGAGCAGCGUUAUUCAAAUAGUUCUUCGUUGAAUUCUUAAUAAAUUUUAAAUCAAUAUUUUUAAUGAUCUAAGUU